Molecule: messenger RNA, 552 nt
Organism: Dictyostelium purpureum
Lineage: Eukaryota; Evosea; Eumycetozoa; Dictyosteliales; Dictyosteliaceae
Exons: 5
Coding region: 1-552 (183 amino acids)
Biological process (GO): intracellular protein transport; retrograde transport, endosome to Golgi
Cellular component (GO): endosome; retromer complex
Source: RefSeq, a predicted model, not a curated record
AUGUUCAUUAUUGCUAUUGGUGAUAUUCACGUUCCACACAGAUCACAUGGUAUUCCACCAGAAUUCAAGAAACUUUUAGUUCCAGAAAAAAUUCAACAUAUCUUAUCAACUGGUAAUUUAGUUUCAAAAGAAAUUCACGAUUAUUUCAAAGUUUUAACUUGUGAUGUUCAUAUUGUCAAAGGUGAUUUAGAUGAAAAUACAAGCUAUCCAGACACUAAAGUUGUAAACAUUGGUCAAUUUAAAUUUGGACUUUGCCAUGGUCAUCAAAUUGUUCCAUGGGGCGAUAAAUCAUCAUUAGCUGCUUUACAAAGACAAUUAGACGUUGAUGUUCUCAUCACUGGUCACACUCACAAACUUGAAGUUUUCGAAGCUAAUGGUAAACUUUUUGUUAAUCCAGGUUCAGCUACUGGUGCUUUCAGUAAUAUUUCAAACGAUGUUAUUCCAUCAUUUGUUUUAAUGGAUGUUCAAAGCAAUAAUAUUACAGUUUAUAUUUACAAAUUAAUUGAUGGUCAAGUUAAAGUCGAAAAAAUUGAUCAUGUUAAACAACAAUAA